GAGCGAUACUAUGGAUUCGAGAAUUUUGGAAACACCUGCUAUUGCAAUUCAGUAUUGCAAGUCCUUUAUUUUUGUAAACCAUUUCGGAACUGUGUUGUGUGCUAUAACUUUCCCGAGUCUGCUGAAAAUGCUCAAAACUCAAUCUUGCACGCCAUGCAAGAGUUGUUUGUUGCUAUUUCAACACAAAAAAAGCGAACAGGUGUCUUUUCUCCAAGAUACUUUAUAUCAAAACUUAAAGAAGAAAAUGAGCUGUUUAAUAACACCAUGCAACAAGACGCACAUGAAAUGUUCAAUUAUCUGUUGAAUGCCAUUGCAGAGAUUCUUUUGAAUCAAAAAACAGAAAUGCAUGCCAAUAUUCAAUAUGUGUAUUUGUUUACUUUAGUCAAGGAACAAACUGCACCCACUUGGAUACAUGCUUUAUUUGAGGGUCAGUUGACAAACGAAACUAAAUGCUUGAAUUGUGAAAGUAUUACAAAUCGUGUCGAAUCAUUUUUGGAUCUGUCAAUUGAUAUUGAUCAGCACUCGUCCAUAUCUUCUUGUCUACGCAAUUUUUCAUCAUCCGAAGUGUUGUAUGGCAAAAAUAAGUUUUUUUGUGAUACUUGUAAUAGUCUUCAAGAAGCUGAAAAAAGGAUGAAGAUUAAGCGACUACCCAAUGUUCUUGCCGUUCAUUUGAAAAGAUUCAAAUUUCAAGAGCAAUUGGGUCGAUACUCAAAACUAUCAUACCAAGUUUCUUUUCCUUUGGAGCUUCGUUUAUUUAAUACGGCUGACGGUGCAGAAAAUGCUGAUCGGCUAUAUCAAUUGCAUGGUGUAGUUGUACAUAUUGGAAGUAGUCCACAAUCUGGACACUAUGUAGCAUUAAUUAAGAGCGAAAAUCAAUGGAUGCUAUUUGAUGAUGAUGAUGUCAGAGUACGUUCAAUGAUGUGUUGUAUAUGGCCUUGUUGA
Messenger RNA from Batrachochytrium dendrobatidis JAM81, 942 nucleotides. RefSeq lists its product as uncharacterized. Gene Ontology annotation, cellular component: nucleus; cytosol. The annotation marks the transcript as partial. NCBI's taxonomy places the organism in Eukaryota, Fungi, Chytridiomycota, Chytridiomycetes, Rhizophydiales. Gene Ontology annotation, biological process: protein deubiquitination. The record is from RefSeq and is a predicted model, not a curated record. The transcript is spliced from 9 exons. Gene Ontology annotation, molecular function: cysteine-type deubiquitinase activity.